Molecule: messenger RNA, 7301 nt
Organism: Sebastes umbrosus (honeycomb rockfish)
Lineage: Eukaryota; Metazoa; Chordata; Actinopteri; Perciformes; Sebastidae
Product: latent-transforming growth factor beta-binding protein 4
Exons: 38
Coding region: 81-6962 (2293 amino acids)
Molecular function (GO): calcium ion binding; transforming growth factor beta binding
Source: RefSeq, a predicted model, not a curated record
UUGACUGAUUGAUUGAUUGAUUGAUUGAUUGAUUGAUUGAUUGAUUAUAUAAAGAAUUGAUCUGUAUCAGCUCUCUAAACAUGCACGUGUCUCUCUGGCUCGUUUGGAUUGUAACUCUUCACACCGCCGCUCAGCAUCCUCCGGACCGGCACCGGCACCGGCACCGGGACCGGGACCGGGAGGAGGGAGUCCUGCAGCCGGGCUGGAGGAUGCAGAGCCCCGGGGGAUCCUCAGCCGCAGGGCAGCUCGUUGUCUGGGGGACUCCUCUGACUCCUCUGACUCCUCUGACCGGUCCUCACGUCUGUGGAGGUCGGUGUUGCGUCGGAUGGACUUUAUCGCCGAGAACCAGACGAUGCACCAAACCCAGGUGUCUUCCUCGUUGCCAUGACGCUGCGUUGUGCCGCCAGUCUAACCGCUGUCUGUGUCGUCGAGGUUUCCAUGGUUACCGCUGUGAGUCCGCCACGCCGACCUCCGUCAAACCCGCCGUCAGUCCUCCAGGGCGCCACGCGAUCCGAAAGACGAGAGUCCUCAGAGCUCGCUCUGGUCCUGCUGCCACCUUAAUAACCAGCAGACCUGAACCAGGACCCUCAGAUCUGAAUCCACCUGAGACUCCCGACCCUGGUCCUGAUAAGGACAAAGGAGGCGUUUCAAAGGGGUUUCUAAUGCAGGAGGAGAACCAGGCCGCACCAAAACGUUCGCAGACGGGACCGAGACCAGAGUUCAGCAACCGGCAGACCCGGAAUAGAGAGGACAAGGAGGACGGAGCAGAGACCACAACCAGUUUUACAGAGAUUAAACCAGAACCAGAACCAGAGGAAACCCCACACUCCUUCAAAACCGCCGAUCCAGAGUCUCUUUCUAAUCCAGAGUCUAAUCCCGGGCCUAGUAAAGAGUACAGUCUUAAUCUGGAGUCUAAUCCCGGGCCUAGUAAAGAGCACAAACUUAAUCCGGAGUCUAAUCCCGGGCCUAGUAAAGAGCACAGAUUUAAUCUGGAGUCUAAUCCCGGGCCUAGUAAAGAGAACACACUUAAUCUGGAGUCUAAUCCCGGGCCUAGUAAAGAGCACAGUCUUAAUCUGGAGUCUAAUCCCGGGCCUAGUAAAGAGCACAGUCUUAAUCUGGAGUCUAAUCCCGGGCCUAGUAAAGAGUACAGUUUUAAUCUGGAGUCUAAUCACGGGCCUAGUGGAUAUAUAAAUGUGGAUGAUGGUGUGAGAGGAGAGAAGAAGUGGGAGGAGGAAGCAACAAAAUCGGGAGAGAAGAAGAAGAAGGAGGUCGGAGGAGCAAAGACGCAGUCGCUGAGUGUGAGGGAGGCCCAGGCGGUGUUACUGAGGAAGACUCUGUCACAGGGAGGAAGAGGAGACAAGAUGGCCGCCCUGCUGAUGAAGCACAUCGAGAAGGAGAGGAAGAAAGUUCUCGCUGUGACCUCUUCUAACUCUUCAUCCUCCUCGUCCUCAGUGAAAACCAGCGUGAAGACUUUCUACACUCAGAAGGGCCAGUACACCGUCCACGUCACCGCUCCCACAGCUGAUGGACAGACUGUCUCAGGAGGAGGAGGAGUGGCGGAGAGGAUCCAGGUGAUGUUCACUCCCACCAUCUGCAAGGUGCGCUGCAGCCAGGACAGAUGUGUCAACUACUGCGAGCGAGGCAACGUGACCACGCUGUACAGCAGCAGCAGCAGCGAGGGAGGAGGAGGAGGAGGAGGAGGAGGAGGAGGAGGAAGGAGAGACAGCUCCCAUGGACCGGGCUUCAGAGUCUUCCUCUGUCCUCUGCUCUGUAAGAACGGAGGCGUCUGCCUGCAGAAGGAUCGCUGUCUCUGCUCGCCAAACUUCAGCGGGAAGUUCUGCCAGAUCGCCGUCGCCCCCACCGCCGUAGCUGCAGCCGCAUCGCCCUCCUCCAUCUCCACCAAUGAGAUCGUCAAACCGGCGCUGCUCUCCGCCAUGGCAGCCAAUCAGGAGCUGACCCGGUCUGAGUUCCUCCUGCCGCUGGGACAGAACCAGGAGACCCGGAGGUCUGGAGCCCCCAGCCCGUCCAUGGUGAAGGUCCGGGUGGAGCACCCCCUCGAGGCCAGCGUGAAGAUCCACCAGGUGCUGAAGGUGUCUGGAUACAGUCCCACCCUGCGGACGCUCUCCUCCUCCUCCUCCUCUUCCUCGGGGUCGGCGGGCGCUCCGGCUCCGGCGGUCCAGGCCCAGACGCUGAGGGGGGGCGGCACGUUCACCCAGCAGGCCGGGUUCAAGUACUGCUUCAGAGAGGUCAAAGACAGACAGUGUAGCUCUCCUCUGCCUGGUCUGAGGAGCAAGGAGAUGUGCUGCCGAGGCAUCGGGAAGGCCUGGGGGAUCACCGACUGUGUCCUCUGUCCUGAUAACACGGGUCAAAGUAACAACAGCUGUCCUGCUGGUUUCGAGCGAGCCAAUGGAACGCAGUGUGUCGAUGUGAAUGAGUGCCUCCAGCCGGGGCUGUGUGAGAACGGCUUCUGUGUGAACACCAGGGGGAGCUAUAGCUGUGUGUGUAGGGCGGGGUUCAUCCUCGACGCCUCACAUGGGAUCUGCAUCUCCCAGAGUGUGAUAUCAGAGGAGAAGGGUCAGUGUCACCGGAUCCUGGGCUUGGGUCGAGGUCCGUCCUCCUGCUCCCUGCCCAUCCUUCGGAACAUCACCAAGCAGAUCUGCUGCUGCAGCCGAGUCGGCAAAGCCUGGGGACCUGAAUGCCAGAGGUGUCCCUACUUCGGUUCAGUGGCCUUUAAAGAGAUCUGUCCAGCCGGUCCUGGGUACCACUACUCAGCCUCAGCCCACCAGUUCAACCAGAGAGUCAACGAACAUCUGGGGAGCCGAGGAGCUCCGCUGGUAACCCAAGACCACCAGGAUAACCAAGCUGGAUCAGCCAACACCAGACCCAGUCCACCUCAGCCUCAUCCCCGACCCCAGCCUCAGCCUCAACCCCAACCUCAGCCUCAACCUCAGCCUCGGCCUCAGCCUCAGCCUCAGCCCCAGCCUCAUCAGCGACCCCAGCCUCAGCCUCAACCCCAGCCUCGACCUCAGCCUCAACCUCAUCACCGACCCCAGCCUCAGCCUCAACCCCAGCCUCGACCUCAGCCUCAACCUCAGCCUCAUCCUCCACUCCGACCUCAACCUCAGCCUCAGCCUCCACUUCGACCCCAACCUCAGCCUCAGCCUCCACUUCGACCCCAACCUCAGCCUCAGCCUCCACUUCAACCCCAACCCCAGCCUCAGCCUCAACCCAAGCCUCGCCCCCAACCUCAACCUCAGCCUCAACCCCAACCUCAGCCUCCACUUCGACCUCAACCUCAGCCUCAACCCCAGCCUCGACCCCAACCUCAGCCUCCUCUUCGACCUCAGCCUCAGCCUCAGCCACGCCCUGCCGACUCUCCCUCCUCCAGGCCCGUGCAGCCUAGCAGCACCGGCACCACAGCCGGGACCACAGCCGGGACCACUGCCGGGACCCAGCAGAACCAGCCCGACCCCGCCCCGUCGUUCACAACACGACCGAGACCACAGCCUCCGUCCACCGGGAGUCAAGCAGGCGGCCGGACCUCCGAUCAGCCGGCAGCUGGAGGAGACUCCCUCCCGGCUCCGGUCCAGCCACACAGCCCCGAUCGUGGGUCGAGGCCCAGCGGAGAGCUCCCUUCUCUGUCACCUGCUGUCAGCCCGACCACCCGACCGGCCCGAGUCCAGCCAGUGCCAGGUGUGUGUGAGAGCCGCCCAGGUGUGUGUGGGCGUGGCCGCUGUGUGGACCAGCCAGGUGGAAAACACACCUGUGUGUGUGAUCAGGGAUACCAGCCCAGCUCUCAGCGCACGUACUGCCAAGAUGUGAAUGAGUGUGUGCAGUCUCCAGGUGUGUGUGUGGUGGGAGAGUGUGUGAACACCAUGGGAAGCUACAGGUGUGUGUGUCCGUCGGGAUAUAGGAGCAGCAGCCACCAGACCAGUUGUCAAGACAUUGACGAGUGUCUGCAGAAUCCGUGCAGCAACGGUCGCUGUGACAACACACCGGGCAGCUACAGGUGUGUCUGUCGCCUUGGUUACAGGCUAAGCGGCAACACCUGCACAGACGUGGAUGAGUGUGAGGACGCUCUGCAGUGUCCCGGUCAGGAGUGUGUCAACAGUCAGGGCUCGUACCGCUGCGUCUCCUGUCAUCCUGGAUACAGACUGACCAACAGGCUCUGUACAGACAUCGACGAGUGUCGCCAGACUCCCUGCUCCAACGGUCGCUGUGAAAACACACCUGGAAGCUACCACUGUGUCUGUCGCCAUGGUUACAAGCUACAGAACAACACCUGCAUAGAUGUAGACGAGUGUGCAGAGCCGUCUCAGUGUCCUGGUCAGAUGUGUGUGAACGCUGUGGGGUCGUACCGCUGUGUGUCCUGUCGACCAGGAUUCACACUCACCAACAGACAAUGUGCAGAUGUGGACGAGUGUGAGGACAGCGAGUCCUGUCCUGAUCAGCAGUGUGUGAACACUGAAGGAUCUUACAGCUGUGUGGGCUGUCAGCAGGGAUACCACAGUGUCAGCGGGCUGUGUGCAGAUGUAGAUGAGUGUGCGAGCGGCGGGGCGUGCGAGGCAGAGCGUGUGUGUGUGAACACCGUCGGCUCGUUCAGGUGUGACUGUCUGCCCGGGUAUCGAACCUCCGGCCUGGGGAGACUGUGCAGAGACGUUAACGAGUGUCUGGAGGGGGAUUUCUGUUUCCCCAGAGGAGAGUGUGUCAACUCACCUGGAUCCUACACCUGUGUGUGUUCUCAGGGAUUCACUCUAAACGACAACGGAACCGCCUGCAUCGACGUGGACGAGUGUGUGAAGUUGGGUUUGUGUUCGGACGGUCGCUGUGUGAACACUGAAGGCUCCUUCAGGUGCCAAUGUGAAACCGGCUUCACCACCAACCCAGAGAGGACCGCCUGCCUAGACGUUGAUGAGUGCGUCUCGUCCGGCGGCGCGGUGUGCGCGGCGUCACAGCGCUGUGAGAAUACGAUUGGCUCGUACCACUGCCUGACUUCCUGUGAGCCGGGCUUCCAGGUCUCCCCGACCGGCAGCUGUGUGGAUGUUAAUGAAUGUUCCAAUAAGACGGUGUGUGGAGAUCACGCCUUCUGUCAGAACCUGAGAGGAACCUACGUGUGUGUGUGUGACCAGGGCUUCACCGCCACCACCGACGGGAAGGCCUGCAUGGAUGAGGACGAGUGUGUGUCUCUGCCCGGUGUGUGUGGUUCUGCCCGUUGUGAGAACGUGGACGGAUCCUUCAUGUGUGAAUGUGACAGACGGGGAGACGAGUUCGACACCGCCAGCCGACGCUGUGUCAACACGGCACCACAAGCUGGCUACUCCCCCUCCUCUCCUUCCUCCUCCGUCCACGUCAGCAUGGUGGAGUUAGCGCCGGGGCUGCCCCCCCUCCCCGCGGCCCGUCCAGGUGAGCUGAGGGAGUGUUACUACAACCUGGCCGAGCGGGGAACCUGCAGCGUGCUGGCCACCAACAGCAGCCAGCAGGAGUGCUGCUGCACGGUGGGGGAGGGCUGGGGGCUCGGCUGCCAGUACCACGCCUGCCCCCCCACAGACACAGCCGAGUUUCUGUCUCUGUGUCCCAGUGGGAGAGGAUACGUUACUACUGGACCUGGAGCCUUCAGCUACAGAGAUGUGGACGAGUGUAAGCGUUUCCAUCCAGAGGUGUGUAAGAACGGAGUGUGUGUCAACAACAUCCCCGGAUACAACUGCUACUGCUCCAGCGGAUACGUCUACAACAGCACGCUGCUGGAGUGUGUCGAUCAUGAUGAGUGUGAGGAGGAGAGCUGUGUAGGAGGAAUCUGCGUCAACACGGUGGGUUCAUAUUACUGCAGCUGUCAACCUCCUCUAGUGCUGGACGACACUCAACGCAACUGUGUCAACUCCUCCCACCUCACUGUGGAUGAGAACCUGUCUCUGUGCUGGCAGCACGUCACAGCCGACCUGGUGUGUCAGAGUCCUCUGCUGGGAGCUCAGGUGACCUUCAUGGACUGCUGCUGUCUGUACGGGGAGGGCUGGGGGAUGGAGUGUGCCCUCUGCCCCCCCACCGACUCCGACGACUACGCCACUCUCUGCAGCUCCUUCCCUCCUCCUCUGUUUACCGACAGUUUUCCAGAACCAGGACCAGAACCAGGAGUGAGACCAGGAGCUGGACGAGGAGGAGGAGGAGGAGGAGGAGGAGGAGGAGGAGUGGCUCCUCCCUACUAUCCUCCCUACAGUCCUGACUCCUUCCCUGCGGUGCUUCCUGACUAUGACGACUACUCUCCAGCAGGAGGCAGCAGGUCGGUGUACAGAGGUCGGACGCCGGACACCUUUGGCCUGCCGGACGGCGCCUACCGCCGGUCAGAGUUCAGCACUGGUUACUACUCUGAAGGAGACUACGGCCCCCCCGACGGCUCCCAGCCCAGAACUCCCUCCUACCGCCUCCCUGCCGACCCCCGGGCCGAGAGGGCGUUCGGUGCCCGUCCUCCUCCUCCAUCCCGACCCGACGGUCCUCCUCUCAGCCUGGCGCCGCUGCCCGGAGCUCCCUACGAGCAGCAGCAGCAGCAGCACGAGGAGGAGGAGGAGGAGGUGGCCUGGAGGCCGGGACCGCCCUUCCCUCCCUUCACUGAGAGGAGAGGAGGAGGAGGAGGAGGAGGAGGAGGAGCAGCAGCACCGAGGAGGGUCUAUGAGAGGCGUUACGAGUCCUACGCCAGCCUGAGCACAGCAGAGGAUUGUGGGAUACUGCAAGGCUGUGAGAACGGCAGGUGUAUUCGAGUCGCCGAGGGUUACACCUGUGACUGUUACCAAGGAUACGAACUGGACAUGACGACCAUGACGUGUAUAGACAUUAACGAGUGUGAGGACGCCGCCGGCGUGGACUUCCCGUGUGUGAACGCUCGCUGUGUGAACACCGACGGCUCGUUCCGCUGCGUCUGCAGGAGAGGAUACGUCAUGUCCCGCAGACCCAACCACUGUGUGGCUGCGUAGACCGGACCGGACCGGACUCCGUUAGACCAGUUCCAACUGGUCUAGACUGGACUACAGGACGGCAGACUAGAGCUGGGCUGGACUAGAUUAGACUGAACUGGUUGGAGCUUUACUACAGGACCAGAUAUGACAAACUGGACUGGACCAGGCUGAGAUGAACUGGGCUAAAAUACUCUUGAUUGCACUAAACUGGGAAAGGCUUGACUGGGCACCAGUUACACCAGUUACACCAGCUACACCAGCAACACCAGUUACACCAGCAACACCAGUUACACCAGUAACACCAGUUAAACCAGUAACACCAUUUACACCAGUUACACCAGUAACACCAGUAAUACC